UAUCUUAUUAACAAAUGCUGGUAUAUAUUGUGUUCGCAUGGAGUUUGUUAUAUCAAAUCGUCUGAAUUGGAGUAAAAACACGGUUUCGCUAAUAUUGAAAUAUAUGUUACAUAAAUAAGGUUUAGGAUAUGAUUUGUAAAAGAAAUAUUUUUUGGAAAGGUGUUAGUAUCGUUAAUCAAUCUAACUCCAUUAAGUAUAGUGCGUUUACCGGAGGUCCCACUAACAAUGAGGAAAAUACGCAUGGGCAGGAGUACAUUCGGUCCAAGAUUGAUCGAAAUAGGUCAAAACUUUUGGGUCAGCAUAGAAACGUGCUAUUCAAUGUGGUUCCUUACCUCCAAGCGUGUUCUUGGAUACAUUUGACAGAAAAAUACAAAAGAAAAGUGUUUGGAAGACAUGGUCUAACCUCAGGUGUUGAUCCUUAUAUAUGUUUUAACAUGCAUGGACAGUCUGACACUAUUGAUAAAGUGAAAGAAGGAUGCUCUUUACAAAAAUUAGUACUCAGUUGUAGGGAUAAUAAUUUACUGAAAACUAAAGCUAUUGAAUCCCGAGAACUUGAAAUUGCGAGUAAAUUGGAGAAACUUGAACAAUGGAAGUUAGAAAUGAGAAACAGGAUAUCAAAAAAAGAAGCUGAUGCAUUAGCUGCGAAAGAGCACAAGCGAAGGUUAAUAGAAGAGGUGCGGAGACAUUUUGGCUUUAAAGUGGAUCCCCGAGAUGAAAGAUUUAAAGAAAUGCUGGAACAAAAAGAACGUGAAGAAAGAAAGAAGCAAAAGGAAGCUAAACGAAAAGCUAAAGAGGAUAAAAUGAUGGCAAAACUUGCAAAUAAUACAUCUCCAUACCGUGGUUGAAAAUG
Messenger RNA from Anastrepha obliqua, 850 nucleotides. It is a transcript of the gene CRIF, whose product is annotated as growth arrest and DNA damage-inducible proteins-interacting protein 1. Bases 129 to 845 code for a protein of 238 amino acids. The transcript has a single exon. Lineage: Eukaryota; Metazoa; Arthropoda; Insecta; Diptera; Tephritidae. Gene Ontology annotation, cellular component: nucleus. The record is from RefSeq and is a predicted model, not a curated record.